CAGGUUAACCAACCGUCAUAAGUUUAGAUGGCAGGUCUCCGUGAGGUAUGUAACCUCAAUAAUUUUGACAGUUAUCGAUGAUAGUUGCUGAAGAUCGAAUGGACAGAUUGUGAAUGUUUUCAUUUGAACAAUUAAUGAAUAAUCGGGGUAUCACUCAAGUUGAGCACAACCUACCACCGACAGCUGUCAAAAUUUUUGAGGUUACGUUGCCUUCGGUCAUUGCGGUGUCCUAUCAUCUAAACUUAAGACGCUUUGUCAACCUGACAAGGCAACUACUUUUAAAUCUAGAAUUUUAACGCAUGUGCGUUAGACCAUUCGACCGUAUCAUUUCAUACUCUGUAGCACAGUUUCUAUAUGUGUAUAGAAAUAUAUAUGUAUAUAGAAAUCAGUGCAGCUAGCGCUACUCGGUACACAUAUUACAUACAUACACUCUACCAAGAUAGUUUUGAUCGAGUCCCUGCACAGAAUAACCCGGCGUACACUAAUAAACCCUUUAAACUUAUGAGAAAUAUGAGCUGCACUACAAGGAAAUUUCUUAAAUGUUACACAAAUAAUUGAUAAAUAUUAUUUCCAAACUUGAAUAUGCAAUAAUACAUACAUACUUAUAUAUUCACAUGAUUCACGAUUAGAAAUGUAAAUAGCAGUCCUAAGUUGAGAAAAUGCUGAUGUUGAUUCGAAACAACGUUGUUACUGGAUUGAGAAGAAAGUAUCGAGAUGUUAGCACAUGGUCCUCGUUAGCAACGGCAUUCAACACAAAGUCGGUUGAUGUGAUCGAUUCUUUGGUGUCGCGAAAAGAAACGGGUCUAUUUGGGAUUCCUGAACUCGACGAUGCCGAAGGAUUUGAUCUACUCAAAAGAAGAGCCAUGGCUCAAACAGACGAACUAAUUGAAGAAGCUACGAGCCAAACAAGAAGCCGAAAAAUUGUAGAAAUUUUUGACGAGCUUUCUGAUUCACUUUGCAAGGUUGCAGACUUAGCAGAAUUUGUCAGAAUUGCUCAUCCUGAUAGGAAAUUUUCAGAUGCAGCCGAAGAUGCUUGUAUCACGAUAAGUGGCGUCGUCGAAAAGCUGAACACCCAUAAGGAAUUAUACAACUCAUUGCUGCAUGUGGUGAAAAAUGGAGACGUCGUGGAAACUACAGAAGUAGACGAACAUGUUGCCAAAUUGUUCGCUUUUGAUUUUGAGCAAUGCGGUAUACACCUAAUCGAAGAACAACGGCAAAAAGUUGUACAUCUGAAUGAUCGAAUUCUCCAAACGGGUCAGCGUUUUAUGGCCGGCACAGUGCACCCUAGAGCAGUGAAGAAGGAUGUUCUUCCACCUGAAAUAAGGCAAUACUUCACUACCGAAGGCGGUCAAAUAUUGGUCCAAGGACUUUACACAGAUUCCUCCAAUGCCAUUGCUAGAGAAGCUGCAUACAAGAUAUUCCUAUACCCGGAUUCUCAACAGGAGCUUCUCCUCAGGGGCUUAUUAAACGAUCGACACGAUCUGGCUGAAAUAUGCGGAUUUCCUUCCUAUGCUCAUAGAGCCGUCCGAGGUAGCACAGUCGAGAAACCUGAAGUAGUUUAUGAAUUUUUAAACAUUCUCAGCGACCAGCUAAAGCACAGAGCGCAUAGUGAUUUUCAAAUAAUGCAGCAAAUGAAAAAUGCUGAGACUGGAACAAAUCAGGAUUUAAUGGCAUGGGACACAGCAUAUUUUAUAGCAAAAGCAAAAAAGGCAUGGCUAAACACAUCUAGUGCAGAAUUUGCACCUUAUUUUUCUCUUGGAACGUGUAUGGAGGGUCUGAAUACGUUGACGCAAGCUUUGUACGGUGUUAAAUUGGAGCCAGAGCCAGUCGUUAAAGGUGAAGUUUGGGCCAGCGACAUUCGCAAGUUGGCUGUGGUAGAUAAUGUCCAAGGGACGUUAGGAUACAUUUAUUGUGACUUUUAUGAAAGAAUGGGGAAACCCAAUCAGGAUUGUCACUUCACCAUCAGAGGUGGAAAGCAGUUGCCUGAUGGCAGCUACCAGAAUCCAAUAGUUGUGCUAAUGUUGUCACUACCAUCGCCACGAUGGUCAUCGCCGAGUCUUUUAAGUUCGUCGUCGGUGGAUAACUUAUUUCAUGAAAUGGGACACGCGUUGCAUUCAAUGCUGGGCAGAACCCAGUAUCAACACGUCACAGGAACGAGGUGCAGCACAGAUUUUGCAGAGGUGCCAAGCGUCCUAAUGGAGUACUUUGCAAGCGAUCCCAGGGUGGUUUCGACGUUCGCAAAGCACUUUCAAACCCAGGAGCCAAUCCCUGAUGACAUGCUGCACAGACUGUGUGCCUCGAAGCACUUGUUUCCUGCCUCCGAGUUGCAGAAUCAAGUAUUUUAUAGUAUGUUGGAUCAAGUGUAUCACAGCCGUCGCUUAGAGCAGCCCAGCACAGAAAUACUAGCUGAUUUACAAGACAGAUAUUACGGUUUGCCAUACGUCCAGAAUACUGCUUGGCAGCUGCGAUUUUCUCACCUUGUUGGAUACGGUGCGAAAUAUUACUCGUACCUAAUUUCUCGCGCCAUAGCUUCGUGGAUAUGGCAGACUUACUUUGAGGCUGAUCCGUUCAGUCGAAUUUCAGGGGAAAGAUAUCGGACAGAAUGUCUUGCUCACGGAGGAGGAAAAUCUCCGUCGAUAUUAGUGUCAGAUUUCCUUUCCAAGGACGCAAACGCCCAAAAUUUUGCGAAGUCAUUGAUCAACGAGAUCGACGCCAAAAAUGAUCACAUGCAUGAAAUAAAAAAUAUCACUUCUUAGCUCCAUUACGUACCAUCGAUUCUCUUACAAUCAUUGUUAGAAAGAACGUGGUUUCUGCAAAAUUAAUAGUUUUUCCGUAGUCUAGAUUGUGAGUAGACGUUAUUGUUUGUAAGUAUACAGCAAAUGUAUGCACUGAAAUUGACUGCAUCAGUCCGCUCGCACGACGCAUAUUCAAGCUAGUCUGUAGCGCAGUGGCUAAUCGUAAUACCAUAGCUUUGAGUUUUUGCGUACCGAGGUCAAAUUCGAUCUGUUUUGUUUCUUAUUAUCUUCUGUUAACGCGAAAGUAGAUGAGAUCAAUAUUUUUUUGUUAAAAAAUAAAUAAACAUAACAAAUCUUAUUGAAAAUAGAUUUUACUACCAUAAAUCUUAUAUAAUCUUAUAUAAUUGACAGUAAUUGUAAAUGAAAAAUAUAGGUAUAAACUAUAGAAUUUCAAUUUUUGCUUUGAUUUUUACUUUUCAACGAUAAGAGAACCAGUGCAUUACUCAGUGUAAUAUCUAUGAUAAAAACAUUCAAAGCAUAAAAGUUCGAAGCACCACGAGCAACAUGCGACCGCAUAUUUGCCAUAGUCAAAUGUUUUAUUGUGAAUGUCAUUAGGAAAAACAACCUCGUUACGGUUGCUAAAUACCUCGCGUUGUAGUGAUAAUUUCGCGACAAACUAUGCAUAUUGAAGCUUUUCUUAAAAGCGGGAGUCUGCAAUUGAUGAUAGAUGAAGGAGUGUAUUUUAAUUGCAUCACUUUUAUUUCUAAUUUACCUCUACUGUGCGAUCAGAAUAGGGCAAUUUUGUAAUCGGUGAAUAUAAUUAUUCACUUGGCUGUAAAAGUAUUUGAACUGACUCGUGAUUGAACUGUGUAAAUAAAAAAAAGCUUUUUAAGAUGUAUAUAACAUCAAGGAUUAGGUAUUAUAAAUAAUAGGUGUUGGAAUUUUUCGUUGUGUUUUUAUUACAAGUACGGAAUCUUAUCCUAUUUACAAUGUUGACAAAAUCCUACGAAAUAUUUACCACAAAAAUAAGUCUCGUAGCAGAGUGACUUGAAUGUUUGGUACAGCCUGACGCAACGCUAGUCUCUAAGAGUUAUUAUUUAUAUCGGAUUAAAUUGGCAUGAUAAUUAUACGCGUAUGUUGAGAAAUGUUGAUCGGCAUUCAUUACAACUGACUUGCAAAAAAUUGAAUCUACGGAGUUAGUGGCAAUGCUACUUUGAUCAAGAG
Neodiprion fabricii is the source of this 3959-nucleotide messenger RNA. RefSeq names its product mitochondrial intermediate peptidase. Gene Ontology annotation, molecular function: metalloendopeptidase activity. NCBI's taxonomy places the organism in Eukaryota, Metazoa, Arthropoda, Insecta, Hymenoptera, Diprionidae. The coding region runs from base 660 to 2756 and encodes 698 amino acids. The record is from RefSeq and is a predicted model, not a curated record. The transcript has 12 exons. Gene Ontology annotation, cellular component: mitochondrion. Gene Ontology annotation, biological process: peptide metabolic process.